Microthlaspi erraticum is the source of this 405-nucleotide messenger RNA. The record is from the annotation of a GenBank genome assembly. Lineage: Eukaryota; Viridiplantae; Streptophyta; Magnoliopsida; Brassicales; Brassicaceae.
AUGGGGGAAGAAACAAAGAUCUUCACUCUUUCAGAAGUUUCAGAGCACAAUCUAGCUCAUGACUGUUGGAUUGUCAUCAAUGGAAAGGUAUACAAUGUGACCAAGUUCCUUGAAGACCAUCCUGGUGGGGAUGAAGUUCUCUUGUCUUCAACAGGUAAGGAUGCAACGGAUGAUUUUGAGGAUGUGGGUCACAGCGAGAGUGCAAGAGAAAUGAUGGAACAGUACUACGUAGGAGAGAUUGAUUCGGCAACAAUCCCAAAGAAAACCAAAUACACACCUCCUAAGCAGCCUCACUACAAUCAAGACAAGACCUCUGAGUUCAUAAUCAAGAUCCUUCAGUUCCUCGUACCCCUUGCCAUUCUCGGUUUGGCUGUUGGGAUUCGUAUUUACACAAAGUCAGGCUAG